AAUAUUUAAUAAUGAUGAGAGUUUCCUGGAAAGGCUCUUAGAUGUUUGAAUACUUGAAAGAUCUAGACAUACAGCUUCAACACUAACACAAAGAAAGUUAGACUAAAUGCACCCCACCUUCCGCAAACGCUCUGAGACCAACAAGACCCGCCAACCCACCCAAUGCUCUCGUCAUGUCCAACAAACACGCGCUUCACUAGCUAACGAUGAGAUGGCAAACAAUGUCUGAACAUUACAUUUCAGAAAGCAUCAUUACCAGCUAUAGAAUAAUUUGUUAAUCUAAUAAUCAUCUUGAGCAUCACGCCACACACACACACACACUCUCUCUCUCUCUCUCUUCUUUACGGAGACGUCACAUGACUCUUCAUAUCUUUGAUAUUGCAUUUGGUCGAUGACUCUUUUAAGCUGGUUGCUACAGUCAUAUACCUUCCACUCAAUCUUCUACCCUGGAUUUGAAUUCCAGAUUUGAUUUCGAACAUCCGUACAGAAGAAACUGCGACAGUGAGCACUUCUCAAUACGUAUCCAAGAAAAUACUGUCUUUUAUUAUGACGAGAGUUGCAAUUAAGCCAGGCUCGCCUGUCGAGGAAAGGCUAAUAAAGAAUGAAGAUUCUGGAGAUGAAACCCUGCAACUGAAUUUACCGGAUAUCGCAGAAGAUAGUAUUUUUGAUGACGUAGAUGUCGAAGACGAAGAGUCUGAAUACGUGGAUGGCAAUUUUGAAGGUUUGGUGUUCAUCAAUGGUAUUGAACACUUUGUUUGUCCAGGGUUUAAGAUCCGACAACUUCCUACACCAAUGAUCGUCAAAAGGUCUUUAAGAAUGCUCUAUAAUACCAUCGUCAAGGGGAAUCUCGUAUUAGAUCCAAACUAUCAGAGAGCUAGUGUAUGGGACGAAGGGCGUGCUUCGACUCUUAUUACUUCAGUGUUGAUGGGAUACUUCAUUCCUCCAAUCGUUCUCAAUGUCCAAACAGUAAUCAACAAAUUGAAGGACGACCGGAAAGAGGUAAAGCACAUGCGGAUCUGUGUUGAUGGAAAACAACGCUUGACAUCGCUUUUUAAGUUUAUGAGCGGAGAGAUCGGAUUUUUGGACAAUUCACACCCGCCAAAAAAAUGGUACUAUUGUCAUCCAACUAUCAACGGUGUAUUGACACCGAGUAGCAACAGAAACAUUUGUCCAGAUGGAUUGAAGAAGUUUUUCGACGACAAGGUCUUCUGUUGCUAUGAGUACGACCAUUUGACACAAGAGACUGAAGAGACUAUGUUCCAGCUUGUCCAGCGGGGAAUUGCUUUAUCGCCAGCUGAGAAAAUGAGAGCAAUGUCCACUGAGUGGGCUAGAUUCACUCGCAUAUAUGAGGAUGAUUAUGCCAUGGUGAUCAACUUAUCGAAGCAAAGUCGUGCAUCAGGUUUUCGUCUUAUUCUCACUAUAUUUACUAUGAUUCAAGAAGUUCUUUCUGGACCAGCCAACGGUCGAAGGAGGAAAUCUGUGCCCUCACUGCAAGCUAGUCCCCAAGCACUUAUGCGUGUCCUAGAAGAUCCAGAACCAAUAUCUAUGGGUCUCAAACUCGCAUUCAAGGACGUAUUCGAUAGGUUUGAAUCACUGAUCAAGUUAUCAUCUACGAAGUUACCAGACGGCCAAUAUGAAGUCCAAAAGAACUCAGUAUUUGAUCCCGCUCCCGAGUUCCUAAAGGAGGCGGAUGUGAACCACGUCCGCACUUUUUCACCACUAGAGUUAGUAGCCACUGGUAUUCUAAUAUCAUUCCAUAAAGACAGGCGAUCAGACGAUGUUCUUCUUUCAGACAUCAAAUCCCUACGUCGCUUUCUACGAUUGAAGCAUAAAGAUCUACGAGUCAACACUCAAUGCUGGGCCACGGCUUGGGAAUUCAUCUCUGAGCAUGUUCAUCGAAAUCCCAAUCCCCUGAAUAAUUUUGCACUUCGUUUACAAUCGCAUCGGGAAAAGAAUGGGACUGGUAUUCUUACAGAGGGGGGUAUGAGGAGGGCAAGAUCAAAUUCGGAUUCCAGUACGCUGUCGAGCUUAGAUUCGUUGUUUGAAGCCGAGGUUGAAGGGGGCCGAGAUGAUUCGAGUGAGGGCCCGGAGAGCAAUUCUUCCGUGGCUAGUUCGAGUAAGAGGGUUUCGGUUGAUUCUGCGGGUAAUGAGUCUUCUAAGAGACUGAAGAGGUAAUCUUGCAUUGUCGGCGCAAUGUUUCAUGCUGGUUGUUUCUUUGUGAAUCGGCUGACGGAAAUUCUGGUUGCUGCAUUUUUGGGAUCUGGUUUGCCGCAUUUGCUCACGGGUUAAAGAAUUUUCUAAUCAAUCUUUUACAUGAUGGGCAGAAUAGCAGUGUUUAUGCCGGCGCUAGGCUUCGUGUUUUGGGAACCUUGUUCGUGGCGGUUUACAGCAAUGCAUCAGGAAGGGUGUACAUGGUAGAAUUUCAGUUUGAUUAUUGUAUGAUAGAGAUAUAGAGCUUUGGUUAAUAAGGAUAAUACGUAAACAGUUUGAGC
Molecule: messenger RNA, 2492 nt
Organism: Botrytis byssoidea
Lineage: Eukaryota; Fungi; Ascomycota; Leotiomycetes; Helotiales; Sclerotiniaceae
Exons: 4
Coding region: 547-2175 (542 amino acids)
Source: RefSeq, a predicted model, not a curated record